AAAAUUGAAAGGAUACACCCUCACUAGCUUUUCUGCAUUUUUAAUCCCCUUUUUCAGCAAUUUCAGGUAAUUCGCCGGUUUUUUCAUUUUAUAAAGUUAUCCUCGCUCUUGGAACGAUUAUUCAUCUGGCUGCGUCAGGAAUUCUGGAAAUGAUUUUUUUAAAACAGGUGAAGCUCAGCUACGGUUGCAACUUGAGGAUAACAGCUCCGAGACAACUCCAUUGGCCGCAAAAGGAAAUUUCAAGCAGUUUCCUUUAA
Molecule: messenger RNA, 257 nt
Organism: Caenorhabditis elegans
Lineage: Eukaryota; Metazoa; Nematoda; Chromadorea; Rhabditida; Rhabditidae
Gene: Y54G2A.72
Exons: 3
Coding region: 150-257 (35 amino acids)
Source: RefSeq, marked reviewed